Aethina tumida (small hive beetle) is the source of this 978-nucleotide messenger RNA. RefSeq names its product proteasome subunit beta type-4. Gene Ontology annotation, cellular component: proteasome core complex. The transcript has 4 exons. Lineage: Eukaryota; Metazoa; Arthropoda; Insecta; Coleoptera; Nitidulidae. The coding region runs from base 59 to 823 and encodes 254 amino acids. The record is from RefSeq and is a predicted model, not a curated record.
UUAUUCCGCGGAUCAUUUUGUAAAGUCACUCGGUUUUCUUUCCAAAGUUAUUUCGAAAAUGUUUAACCACCACGGAGGUGUUCCGUCGUUGUUUAUGCAAAAGAGACCAAAUUCCGCGUCGAAUGCACCGUCCACCUCAUCUGGCGUAAAUAAAUCUGCCCAAAGGUCUCAGGCACUGGUCACCACAUCUAGCUCGAUUAUCGCCUUGCAAUACUCUACCGGAGUAAUUAUAGCAGGCGACAUGCUAGGAUAUUACGGAACUCUGGCUCGUUACACUCAUUGCCCCAGAGUUUUGAAAGUCAAUGACAACAUCAUCCUAGGUGCUAGCGGUGAUUAUGCUGACUUUCAGUACGUCUGGGAUUUGAUGAAGCAGAAGGUGUCUGCUGAAGAAGAUCGAAUGGAAGAGGGCACUUAUUUAAAGCCUCAUUCCUUGCAUUGCUGGUUAACUAGACUCAUGUAUCGCAGAAAAUGUAUGUUCGAUCCGUUGUGGAAUAACUUUCUUAUCGGUGGAAAUGAGAAUGGUGUACCGUUCCUUGGAACCGUGGAUAAACUGGGCACGUCCUAUACUGAUAAAAUAAUAUGUACCGGAUUUGGUGCUCAGAUGGCUGCGCCCCUGAUACGCAAUGCUCUUGAAAAAAAUCCGCAUCCCACUCAAAAGGAGGCUGUAGAAUUGGUGGAGAAGUGCAUGAAUGUCCUCUUCUAUCGUGACGCCGAAGGAUUUUGUAAAUAUCAAAUUGCUAUCUGUGACAUGAAUAGUGGCACCACUGUUGAGGGACCUAUUGCCCUCAAGCACGAUAAAUCCUUUACUCAUGCAGAAAUAUAAACUUCAAUUGUUUAAUUUAAAUGUUAUAAUUUUUGAAUGUUUUCAGUGAAUCUUUAGUUACAUGUAGCGUUAUCAAUAUUUAUAUUUAUAUUUAUAUUGGUUAGAAUUUAUGUAAUUGAAGGAAUUACAAUAAAUCAGCUAUCUGUUUUCUUGUA